CUCACGAGCACAGGUCAGGUUGUUUAUUGCCUGUUUCCGUGUUGUUUGUUCAGUCCCGGAGAGGUUUUUAUUCGGCUAAGGACUCUGCUGCGACAUGUCGGCGGCCACACAGAAUAUGUCGGCAGCAGGAGUCCUCUCGGGCAGUAACUUAGGAUGGACGACUGAAGGAAACUUAACUUCCCUGUGCCCCAAUGGGUCCAAGUGGGUUUGGGAGGGGCUUGGGGAAUGUGCCCAAGAUGCGAGAGACAUGGCCAGCAUCUACCUAGGCCUCCUGUCCAUUCUCUGCUUCAUGGGGUCCUCACUUCCACAGUACUACAGCUCAUGUAAAACAGGGAAUAUGGACAGUGCCCUCUCUAUUUGGUUUCUGCUGCUGUGGUUGGGAGGUGACACCUGCAAUUUGGUGGGCUCCUUCUUGGCUGACCAGCUUCCACUUCAGACAUACACAGCGGUUUAUUAUGUGUUAGCUGACUUGGUGAUGCUGGGCAUGUACUUAUACUACAAGAUGAGGAACAGAAUGGCUGAAAGCAGGAGGGUUUUGCUUGUGGUGGGUGUAGCCUGUGUCCUGGGCUUCACCACAAGCCUGACCCAUCUCCCCGGGUUAGAUGCUCAACAGGAAGUUACUCCUUCUGGGUUCAGAAGUCGCGCCUUGCUGUCAAUCUCCGAUAGUAAUCAAAUCAAGCCUUUUACCCCCAAAGAGAUAGUUGGUUUCUCCAUCGGCUCAGUGUCGUCAGUGCUCUACCUCUGUUCCAGACUCCCCCAGAUGUACACUAAUUUCAAAAGGAAGUCGACAGAGGGAGUGUCUUAUUUUCUGUUUGCACUGGUCAUCCUGGGAAACACCACAUACGGCCUGAGUGUCCUGCUGAAGAACCCGGAUUGGGGCCAGAGCGAGAGCAGCUACAUAGUCCAUCACUUGCCCUGGCUCAUCGGCAGCCUCGGCACCCUCUCCUUAGACCUUACUAUCUCUGUCCAGUUUAUAAUUUACCGUAGAGCUAAGGUGGAGGUGGACGCCAACCAUGACGAGACAUCGCCUCUGCUCGGGAGCUAAAGCAACAACCCCAGAGUGUACUGGUGGGACACGAACAGACACUCGCCUCCAGUGAAUCUUCAAAAUCACAUUUCCAACCAAAUCAGGAUGAAAGAAAGUAUUACAUUUUAGUUUGAUUUUAUAGUUUUAUUUAUUAUGCUCUUUUUUCAAGAUGUUUACAAUGUGUUUUUAUCUGUUAAAGUACUGUGCCAGGUGAUGUUCUUCAUUUGGGUUCAGCUGCAGUGACAUGACUUACACUGCUCUUAAUGUUCGAGUUUUAAAUGGACAAUUGAGGGUUUCAGGAGUCGGACAUGGAUGGAACUCCCUGUCAGCCUGAACUUCUUCGUCUGAUUUUAAGCCAAAACCUCAGUUUGAUGUCAGAUCUCACAUAGAUGGCAGAAACCUGCUUACUGCGGUGACCCCACCACACACAGGUUUCUCAAAUUAUUCUGGUGUUUUUAAGUACUUUGACAGUUAUGACACUAAUGACUGCAUGGAGCCUGACCUUGUUGCAGUGAUGUGUCUGAAAAGAGGAAAUGUUUGUGAAGCAUUUCCAAGUGUAAAUUGUAAUUAGUUCAUUUUUAAUUGAUGUUUACACCAAGUACUGUAAUCAACAAAAGUGAGCAUUUAUGUUUUUUUGUUCAUUUAAGAUAUCUUUUUAAUUGUAGCCAUACGAUUUUAUUGUACUUUUUAUUUUUUAUUCCUUUUUUUUAAUACAGACUCUCGACCAGCUUUGUUUGCACUGGUGAUAAAAGUCACUUAAAGGUUCUGUGUAUGACGUUCAGAGCAUAAAUAUAGCAGCAAAAAACUAUUUGCUAUGUAAAGAUACAGUGUAGGAAAGGGAUCCUGAGCAGAGAAUAAAGUACAUACCUUUGUGUGUUGUAAUCUGAGCUUCUCUGUUUGUGGUUGUGGUAGGUGGUCCGGCCAUGCGUGCAUGUCAGUGUGUGUCCCACUGGCUAGCUCAUUGCCGCAGCUUUGCACUGCGCUCAUAUGACAGUUACCACUGAUGACAGCAUCAUUUCAAAAGUGCAGUUCCCAUCCUCUGCCCCCCCAUGUUAGCACAGUUAGCUCUAUCAGCACUGUUGGUGUUGUUAGCACUGUUUAUGCUGUUAGCACUGUUAGCUGAUAGCUACUGGCUUAGCCGCCUCCAUGUAGAGAGCCAUGUACAGGCACUCCACACCAGACUUAAUCACAGAUAUGCUCUGAAUGUCACAAACAGCUCCUUUAACACAGAUUUUCACCACCACGUUGAAUUUACGCAUUUUCUUCUUUUUUUUUUCAUUCUCACUGUUUUGCACAACAAAAGUUUGUUUUGUACUUUGAGAAAUAUUAAAUAUGUUCAGUGGGUCAGUGUGCUGUAAAGAUUAAACAAUUGAAAACAC
This is a messenger RNA of Epinephelus lanceolatus (giant grouper), 2406 nucleotides long. RefSeq names its product solute carrier family 66 member 1 (gene slc66a1). Gene Ontology annotation, cellular component: membrane. Gene Ontology annotation, molecular function: basic amino acid transmembrane transporter activity. The record is from RefSeq and is a predicted model, not a curated record. Lineage: Eukaryota; Metazoa; Chordata; Actinopteri; Perciformes; Serranidae.